This is a messenger RNA of Pistacia vera, 1480 nucleotides long. Its product is annotated as ribonuclease E/G-like protein, chloroplastic. Lineage: Eukaryota; Viridiplantae; Streptophyta; Magnoliopsida; Sapindales; Anacardiaceae. Gene Ontology annotation, molecular function: RNA nuclease activity; RNA binding. The transcript has 5 exons. Bases 295 to 807 code for a protein of 170 amino acids. The record is from RefSeq and is a predicted model, not a curated record. Gene Ontology annotation, cellular component: cytoplasm. Gene Ontology annotation, biological process: rRNA processing.
AGCACCCACACAAUUAACAAGACAAACAAACAUGUUUUAUGUAAUAUAUGUUUGGCACAAAGACAUGUUUGGGGUUGCUCUAUCAUCUUUACAUAACUGCAGUCUUAGGUUCCUUCCUUGGAUAGGUCUACCUGACUAGUGGAGUGAGGCAAUGAACCUUACCAUGAGAGCUUUUGAAGCAGUUUGAAGGAACUAUACUGUACAGUUGUUGAACCAACACUUGGGAGAUUCCCUGGUGCAAAUAAGAGACUGGUCUACGAAGAAGUUAAGAAAGCAGUUGAGAGAGAUCGGUCAAUGGUGAAAGUCUCUGAAUUGUCUAGGCAUGGAAUUAUGGAAAUAACAAGGAAGAGGGUUCGACCAAGUGUGACAUUUAUGAUUAGUGAACCAUGCACUUGCUGUCAUGGUACUGGAAGAGUUGAAGCUUUAGAGACCUCAUUCUCAAAAAUUGAACAAGAAAUUUGCAGAUUGCUUGCAACAACGCAACAUAAAGCAGACCCUGAAAACCCAAAGUCCUGGCCAAGAUUUAUUCUGAGGAUUGAUCAUCACAUGUGUAACUAUUUAACUUCUGGGAAGAGGACAAAACUUGCAGUCUUAAGUAGUUCCCUCAAAGUUUGGCUCCUUCUGAAGGUGGCUAGAGGUUUCAGCAGGGGAGCGUUUGAAGUGAAACCAUUUACAGAUGACAAGUCAAGUGAAAGUCAGCAUCAAGUGGCCAUUUCAUUGUUACGACCAGCAGAGGCCAGUACCAAAAAAAACAGCAAAAAAGUGACUCUUGUUCCAAUCAAAAAGUUGAAAGCUGGCAGAAAAUGAUAUGAAAGAAAACAGAUUUACUUUUGUUCCCUGUAAAGUAGAAAUUGUAUUCAUUUAUCUAUAGUGGGGAAAGGAGGGUGCAGGAAGAAGCAAAUGCAUCAGUUUCAUCAUAAAGUAACGGGUUUCAUUGAUCAAGCACAAAGGAGAAAGUACUUAAUCCAUGAGAAGCCAAGAAGGCACGUGAUCGAGAGUGCAAAAAUGUGCAGACAAAGAGAAAGCCACUUUGAUCAGACUGAGAUAGUAGGUGAGGAACAGCCACUAUCAAACUUCACCUUGAUGCCUUUGUAUGCAGAAAGUUGAAAUGUUUGGUACACUACGGCUAGGCCAUGCAAUUUUGUUGUUGGGAAGAAUGUUGAUGGAAAUCGUUUGAAAAGCUAGUGUAGAGUCACACUUAUUGUUUGUCGGCAGUUACAAACAAUAAUUGGCUUGUUCAAUUUCUAUUUAAAGGAUCAACAUCUCAAGCUCCUAUAAGUUCAUAGUAUUCUAUUUGUAGGACCUAGUCGCCGUCAUGCUUUGUCCUCAGGGUCAAAGCUUUUAUAAAUAGAGCAAUGUUAUGUUUACAAUUGAGUUCUACAAACAAACAAAAAACAAAAGAUAGAAGUCAUUUUAAUCAUUUAGCAAUUUAGCAAAUGGACUUAUAAAUCCGGAUCAUCCAAAUUGGAUGUUGGAACUC